Molecule: messenger RNA, 1852 nt
Organism: Larimichthys crocea (large yellow croaker)
Lineage: Eukaryota; Metazoa; Chordata; Actinopteri; Sciaenidae
Gene: mcl1b
Product: MCL1 apoptosis regulator, BCL2 family member b
Exons: 3
Coding region: 213-1064 (283 amino acids)
Biological process (GO): extrinsic apoptotic signaling pathway in absence of ligand; intrinsic apoptotic signaling pathway in response to DNA damage; mitochondrial fusion
Cellular component (GO): mitochondrial outer membrane
Molecular function (GO): channel activity; BH domain binding
Source: RefSeq, a predicted model, not a curated record
UCAUCACGCAGUGGGUUAGAGCGGGCGUGCCGUGCCUCGCGCUUCACUUCCCUCCCUGCAAUGGAGUCAGAGUGACCUGUCGCAGCUGCCGCUCACACCCGGGCCAGCGUCUUUACUCUUUAUUCUUUACUCUAACUUUCCUCUGUUUCCUUCACGACUUCACCGGAACCUUUACAAAGCUUUUUAAGAAAGAAGAAAAGAAGAACCGCGCCAUGAUGAACGUCUUCCAGAACCGGCCCUUCAACCUGACGAACGGAGUCAUGAGCUGCAUCUGCCCUCAAAAUGGAGUCCUGGAGGGAGGCCCGCUCUGCCGCGUCGAGACGCCGCUCACCAUGCCCGCCUCUCUGGACUCUCACAGCGGGAACGUGUCGUCGAACGGCGGCCAGAGCCGACCCAAAAUCCUGGACGUUAACCCCGCGAAAGGAUACAAGCCCAAACACGUCUUCGACAGCGGGGACACCGACGAGCAGGAAGGCUCGCUGCCGUGCACCCCGGAGCUGGAGUCGGACACCGAGCUGGACGUGUCCCCGGCCGGGAACGAAGCUUUGGAUAACGAAACCACGCAGCUGAUUAGCUCGUUCCUCAGACACUAUACUGGACUUUCAACGCGGAGGUGGAACCAGAAAAACGAACCUCUUGCUACCAUGAAGAGAGUCGUGGAUGGUCUUUUGGAGAAGCACAGAUACGCGUACAAUGGUAUGAUCACAAAGCUGUCACUAGACGACAGAGGGGACGAUGCCAGCUUCGUCAGCGCCGUAGCCAAGAGCCUGUUCGGGGACGGGACCACCAACUGGGGUCGCGUGGUCAGCCUGGUCGCCUUCGGCGCGGUGGUGUCCCAGUACCUGAAGGAGAAGAGCCGGGAGAACUGCGUGGAGCAGGUGGCGAAGGAGAUCUCCACGUACCUGUUGACGGAGCAGCGAGACUGGCUGGUCAAGAACAACUCCUGGGACGGAUUCGUGGAGUUCUUUCGAGUAGCAGACCCGGAGUCGACGGUGAGGAACACACUCAUGGCCUUUGCUGGAUUUGCUGGUAUCGGGGCAACACUGGCCCUGUUGAUCAGGUGAAUUUACCGGACUCAGAGACUUUUUUUUUUCUCUUCUUCUACUCCUGGUCAAAUAUUUUUUUUUGACUUCACACGAAGGGACACUUUGUGGCACACCUGUGGCGCACACGUCCUGUUUGUCUGUCUUCUGGGCUCCCCAUCCAUCCAUCCAUCCACCGACCCACCUGCAAAAUAAGUCAAAUCUCGCUGUUGAUGUACAUGGAAAGACUUUUUAAAAAAGCAGCAGCGACACAAUUAGGUUUUUAUUUAAUUCACAAAGAAUUUAUUUUUCUAAUAAUAAAUGUAAAUGUGUAUGUAUGUAUGCAAAUUAGUCGCUUUAGACGGUCAGUUGAUCUGAUUUUAGGUUGAUUGUGGGUAUGUAUUACACUUGUGCGUUAUUAUAUCAUAGUUUCAAAAGGUGGUGAUGGUGUUUGUAGGCACGGGCCAGGUCAAAGCAGAAAUGGAGAGCUUUCCAUAAUGGAUCUUUUUGUGUGGACUUUGCAACCAGAGAGGAGGAGGAGGAGGAGGGGUGGAUUUGCAUUGGCUCUACUUCCGAUGGAAGAGAGGCGACCACAUGCAUUUGGGACUGUUUGGCUGGAAAGUUUGAGGCUGUUUUUUGGAGGAAGUUUGAACACGGACUCUCUUUGAUGGCGUUACUGGAGGAUGAAGUUUGUGUUGCUUGACUGCAGCAAAGCUGACUGCGUGGCGAAUGAUUCGGAUCCAUCGGAGAGAACGCGGGUCUGUGAAAGUAAAGUACAGGCGUACAGAGUUGUAAGAUUCAUACGAAAUAAAACAGAAAUAUAAAUCACA